Messenger RNA from Xenia sp. Carnegie-2017, 1179 nucleotides. Its product is annotated as regulator of G-protein signaling 8-like. The record is from RefSeq and is a predicted model, not a curated record. The transcript is spliced from 8 exons. NCBI's taxonomy places the organism in Eukaryota, Metazoa, Cnidaria, Anthozoa, Malacalcyonacea, Xeniidae. The coding region runs from base 1 to 870 and encodes 289 amino acids. Gene Ontology annotation, biological process: regulation of G protein-coupled receptor signaling pathway.
AUGCACAAUUUAAUUGAAUUUCAUGGUACAUAUGGCAAAUUGUCCAAAGUGUUAAAAGUUAUGCUGAACUCACAAAUGGUGAAAAGUUUGUGUCCCAUGUUCGUAUCUGACAUAACGCACUUUCAGAGGCCAUCUAUUUUGAUGGAUACUAAAAAAUGCCCAAGCAGUUUAAAGGAGUAUAAAGACGUGAAGUCGUUUGUUCAAAGAAGAUGCAGUGAAUCAUCGAAAGGAAAGAGUGCAAAUAUCGCCGACAGAGACAAUUCAAGGAUAGGACAAGAACGGUUGAAACGCUCAACUCAAAAAAACACUGUUUUGUUUGGAUUGGAAAGAAUGAUUCGAAGGUCACCUCAGGUUUCAUCGUUCAGAAAUUAUGCACCACCAACUCUGUCGACUCGUCGACACUCUGAUGGCUCGUUUCCAUACCUCCCGAAGCUGAAUAGUCGCGUCAUAGAAAAGUUGACUACCAACAGAAUCCAGCGUUGGUCGUAUUCAUUUUUGGACUUGCUAAGUGAUCAUGUUGGAGUACAAACAUUUCUUACCUUUUUAGAAAAAGAGUUUAGUGCAGAGAAUCUACGGUUUUGGCUGGCCUGUCAGGAACUGAAGCAGACCCCGCGAAUGAACGUUCCUAAUUUAGUGAAAAAAAUAUUCAACGAUUUUCUCAACGAAGAUGCAACACACACAAUAAAUGUCGACGCGAAGACAUACAAUCAUGUAAAAUUGAAUCUAAACAAUCCUUCAUACAACACUUUCGACGAAGCACAGGAGCACAUUUUUCAACUAAUGAAAACAGACAGUUAUCCGAGAUUUAUACGUUCCGAUAGGUACAACCAAAUACUUAAGGACACGGCAAGUAAAGCAAGGAAAAAGUAAAAAUAUUGAAGUACACAAGUGUGAAUAGUGACGACUUUCUGCGCUUCAUUUUUUUACAAAAGCAGGCUUUUUGUAAUCACGAAGUCGUUAGAAAGAUUGAUAGCAAAACGUGGUCUGAGUGAAGCGUUGCCACGCGUUGAACAAAUGCGUUAAUGUGUUUGAAUUUCGUGAUUAAUUCAUUACCUAGAAGCUAGAAAAUAAUUCUAACUGAGAUGCAAAUGAUUGUAAAUUGAGUUUAUUGUUGUACAAAGUUUUUGGUGAAUGUAAAAUUAAAGUGUUGUGCAAAAGUUCUGACACGUAAGUUGAAAA